Molecule: messenger RNA, 2045 nt
Organism: Nicotiana tabacum (common tobacco)
Lineage: Eukaryota; Viridiplantae; Streptophyta; Magnoliopsida; Solanales; Solanaceae
Molecular function (GO): methyltransferase activity
Source: RefSeq, a predicted model, not a curated record
AAGCAGUGAUAAUUCACUAAAAAGCCUUCAAAGCUUAACAUUUCAUUGCGAUUCAUCACAAACUAAAACACUUUAUUCGAAUUGCAGUCAGAUUCUUAAAAUUCUAAUAAUAGAAACCCCUGAAAUUUCAAGUCAGUAAUUUGAGGCAAAAGGGCUCUGAAUUGUUAAACAGCAGAAUCAAGAAUGCUGGUACGGCGUUAUAAUCCCAUGUCUAUUUUAUCCUCCGCCGUCUUCAGCCCAGUUCACCGGCAGUUUAGGAGAUGUCGUCUUCCAUUGUUGCGACCCCACUUCCCACCUUCACUUCUUUGUACCACCAUAUCCAGUGUCCCCACAAUUCUCACCACUUCAUUCUACUCUACUAACAGUGCAGAAAGCUCCACUACUGAUGAACUGCAGCAUCACCUAUCAAAUUCUAAGCAAGGUCCUUUGAAACCAGGUUUAUAUCUAGUUGGAACCCCAAUUGGCAAUCUUGAAGAUAUUACUCUCAGGGCUUUGCGAGUCUUGAAAUCGGCAGAUGUGAUUCUUUCUGAAGAUACAAGGCAUUCUGGAAAAUUGCUACACUAUUACAACAUUAAAACUCCUCUUCUUAGUUAUCACAAGUUCAAUGAAUCUCAAAGAGCACAAAUGGUGCUGAGGAAACUACAAGAUGGUGAAAUUGUCGCCCUGAUCAGCGACGCUGGCACACCAGGCAUCAGUGACCCUGGAAUGGAACUGGCUAAGCUGUGCGUGGAUAAAAAUGUACUUGUUGUUCCGAUUCCUGGGCCUUCUGCUGUGGUAACUGCUCUUUCGGCCUCUGGCUUACCUACUAAUGAGUUCACAUUUGUUGGUUUUCUUCCAAAGCAUAAUUCUUCGAGGAAAGAGAGGCUGAUACUUUCAGCAAAUGAAUCAGCCACACAGAUUUUCUUCAUUCCACCUCACAGGCUUUCUCAAUUUCUUGAAGAGGCUGCUGCUAUAUUUGGUGAGAGUAGGGGGUGUGUUAUGGCUCGGGAGAUGACCAAAGUUCAUGAGGAGUUUUGGCGUGGCACCAUCGGCGAAGCCAAAGAGGCAUUCUUGGCACGCCAACUGAAGGGCGAAAUUACUUUCUUGAUUGAAGGCAAAUCGAUCAGUAUAGAUGAGAGUCCAUCAGAGUCCCAGCUGGAGAAUGAGUUGAGAGAGCUGAUUUCGGAGGGACAUUCUCUUUCAAUGGCCGUCAAGUUGGUAGCAAAUGGGAAGUCGGUGAAACGAAAAGCAAUAUAUUCUCUUGCAUUGAGGAAAUUUGGAGGGCAACUAGAAUCAGAGGAUGAAUAGACUAACUCUAUCCGGAAAGGAUUUUUGUGAUAUCUUCCCCGUUCGAAUGAUACGAGAGUGUGAAAUAAGGCAAAGAGAGUGCAGCACACUAUCUAUCCAUGACGGUUUGACUGAAUUCUUGCUAGAGAGAAAGGUUAUUUUAUACCAAUGUGGAUACCAUGGAGUUAAAAGCUUUAUUGGAGGACAAGGACAUCAAAUUUGGUAGAGAUCAACAUGAUUUGUUAGUAGCAAAUUGUUUGUUAAGCAGUCUAUAGUUGUAGUCACAGAUAUCACAUCUGAUUAUCAUUUUCUUUUUAUUGUUACUCUAUUGUCCUUGGACCUGCGCAAGGGAGCCUUGGAACAACAAUAAAGUUGUCUCUGUGUAACCUAUAGGUCACGAGUUCGAGCCGUGGAAGCAGCCGCUGAUGCUUGCAUUAGAGUAGACCGUCUACAUCACACCCCUUACAGUGCCCGGACCCUAAAUGAAUGCGGGAUGCCUUGUGCACCGUGCUACCCUUUUUAUUGUACUUGGAGCUGCAACUUGGUAUCCGAUAACAUUUUUGAUUAGUUUUUGAUUUUUGUAAUAAAUCACGUGUAUUAGGUGCAAACUACGUUUUGCUUUAGGCUUCUUGGUAAUAGCUUAAGUAGUAGUUUUAUGUUGGUCUUUGUUAGGUGCCAUUUUGGUUAUUGAGUUAGUAGUGAAUAAUCAUUUUCGUAUGUUUAAGCAACUUGUGUUUGUAUUCACACGAUUCAUUACAUGCCUUUAGUUUUUUCUUUUU